AUGGCCGCACCACCGUCCACUUUUGAUGCGCCCGAGUUUCGGCGGAGUCGGUUGCUGGGCAAGCCCAAGGACACAUUGACUUCGCCAGACGCCAGUCCAGGGGCCAAUGAGUCGCGGGACACACCGGCGGCUAAACGCGCCAAAGUGUCGUCCACACCUGAUCGAUCCGGCAAACUUGCGUCCCCCGCCAGCACUGUGCGUGGCGCUUCUGACUCGACCAAGGCCGCGGCGAAGAGCAAGAUUAGCAAUGCUGGUGCAACCAAUGUUAAAGCCAACUCCAAGUCAAGGGAGGAUUUCAAGUCCCCGGCGUCGCUCAAGGCGGUUGGGGAGGACCCUAAAACGGCAAAGCCGAGUCAUUCCAACGCCCGUGGGCCUCUCAUCAACGUCAAAUCGGAGGUCUAUCGGAAUGAUCCUGCUGCAGACCCACGCAUUGCCAAUCGGCCCCGGCCCCAGCCCAAGCUCAAGCCCAAACCCCCGCCGUUGCAAGAGAACCACGGCCCCGAUCCGACACGAAUCAAGGGAUCAGACGUGUCGCCUCGAGCGUCACCAAAGCCGCAAGCAGUGACUGGUGCAGCGCGGGAUAGCAGCUCUCGGGGCGAUAGCAAGCACUCGGGGACUCGAUCUCCACCCAUAGAGACGCAGCAGGUCCUAACCGGUCCACCCCGCGUGCGUCGGGUUAUCCUGAAGCGAAAGCACGGCGAAACGCUGGCCUCGUCUGGUGCCCAAGGCACCUCCGUGCUUGCCGCAGCUGCCGGUCAGCCCGCAGAACAUUCAAGUCAUCUUGAGCCUGCCCGGGCUGGAUCUGCCGCUGUCACCACCAAGGCGGUCCAUGAGCCCAAACGCCGCUGGGCGGUGGGUCCGGUCAGGCUUGAAACGCUCAGUGGACCUUUGCAAGUCAACAUGUGGCGACCGGGUCUGCAAGAAGCGAGGGAGAGUGUAUGGUCUUUUGCUCGCAUUUCGAACCUGGGCUCAUCUCAUGAGGCACUCUUACGAUUAGGACCCCAUUGCUAUCGCCCGGCCCGCGUGACUUUCAAGGAGCUGGAUGCGGAAGCCCUUCGACAGGCACUGCCUUCAUCCGACGACAAGGAACAGAAGGAGCUCAUGGCCCACCUUGCGGCUUUAGAGCGCAUGAAGGAACUUUUGGACACACACUUUGAGGUGGCUUCAGGCAAUCGCUCUGCUGAUGUAGGGGGGUCUAACGCCGGCAAGAAGACCCACCCAAGUCAUCAAAGAUCAGACGAUGAGGGCGAUGAUGACGAUGCAAGUGCGCGGCAAACCAGUACCGCAUCCACGCCCAGGAAGCGGCCAGAGCCUCAACCUCGGUCUGGCGCUGACAUGACAGUACCGGUCAAAAAAAAACUCGAGCUGGACGCAACAGACGCUCGCACCGAGACGCAACCGAGCAAGCCGAGUGCACCAAAGUCCCCAACCUCGACAGCAAAGUCAAAAGCCAAGGCGGAGGGCAAGCCCGAUCCCAAGCCCAAGAUUGAGGUGAAGACUGAUGUCAAAUCAAAGCCCAAGUCUGAGGCCAAUCCCAAGGUCAAGCCUGAGGCCAAGUCUUCGGCCAAAUCCGAGGUUAAGCCCGAGGCCAAGCUCGAGGCUAAACCUGAGAUCAAGUCUUUGGCCAAGUCUUCGGCCAAGUCUUCGACCAAGGCCGAGGUCAAAGCAAAAGCCAAGGUCGUGCCGGAGAGGUCGACAAUCUCAGCGGCCACUCCACCCAAGCAGGCUCGCUCUGAACUCAAGCCCAAGCCGUCAACGCUCGGGGCGAGCGCUGGCACAAGUGCUGUACCCCGCAUGAAGAAUCGGAGCUCGCUUCUCAAAUCACCGCCCGGCUCUUCUUCCAAUGGCACCACCACCAGCAAACUUCCGGAUGCGGUGUCUAAGCUCCUCAAGUAG
Monosiga brevicollis MX1 is the source of this 1896-nucleotide messenger RNA. RefSeq lists its product as uncharacterized. Bases 1 to 1896 code for a protein of 631 amino acids. The transcript is spliced from 2 exons. NCBI's taxonomy places the organism in Eukaryota, Choanoflagellata, Craspedida, Salpingoecidae. The record is from RefSeq and is a predicted model, not a curated record.